GGCUUGUUACGUGCAUCGCAGUGACUUUCAGCUCACCUCGUCAGUGUGUUAUCAAUUUUUCUAAUCAACGUGUUCAACCUCAUUAAAACGGUUUAUCUGCUUUACCGACCAGUUGGACUGAACAGUUGGACUGAGCUGAGCUUAACUCAUCGCUUGCCGUUUAKUGUCGUCUACGCACAAUAUGUUUGCGCUUGCCUUACUGGUACUCCAUAUCGUCGUGUUCGGGUCUGCAAGAAACGUUGUUCGGACCAAGCAAGGCCAUAUGUGGGGAACACGACAAGAUAUUCAGGACUACAAGGGAUUGAUAAAACCCGUCUACAAGUUCCUGGGCGUUCCAUACGCCGAAAAGCCAAUAGGCAAUCUUCGCUUCAAACGCCCACAAUCUCUCAAGAGUCAGAGGGUACGCAUUUAUAAUGCCACGUAUUUCCGACCAAUUUGUCUUCAGAAUAACGACUAUUAUGGCAAAUCUAUCCUAACUGCGUGGCCUGGAUUUGAUCAUGAGAAGGAUAUGAGCGAAGACUGCCUGUACCUGAACAUCUACACCCCAUCAAUAACAUCCUGCAAGAAAAAGUACUCAGUUAUCUUUUAUAUCCACGGAGGAAGCUAUGUCGCAGGUACUCCUGUUCGUGAUAUAUCCCCAGGCGAAUAUUUGCCCACACGCGAUGUUGUUCUUGUCACUGUUCAGUAUAGGCUUGGACCAUUUGGGUUUUUUACUACCGGGGACUCCGAGGCACCUGGAAAUAUGGGCCUUCUUGACCAGGUAGAGGCCCUCAAGUGGGUUCAACGAAACAUCGAGGGUUUUUGUGGCGACAAGAAUAGCGUGACUCUCCUUGGUGAAAGCGCAGGAGGAUCUAGUGUUUCUUUACACUACUUAUCACCUCUUUCAGAAGGACUGUUUCAUCGAGGUAUUGCAGUGAGUGGUGUGGAUUUUUCUCCCUUUGCUUACAAUCCAAAGUCUGUGGUAUUGAAAGGCAGCAAUAAAUUGGCCGAGACCUUGGAAUGCGGAAGAAAAACUUCUGAGGAAAAGAUGAAAUGUUUACGAUCUCUAUCUAGCUCAAUUAUUUUAAACAAAUCAGCAAGUCUCCAUCAUAUGUCUCCUUUCGUAGACAACCACUUUCUACCUGACGAGCCGGAAAAGUUAAGAAAAAACGGGAAAUUUCAUAAGCUUCCUUUCAUGUCAGGAUUUGUCAGCCAAGAAGGUGCACACAUUUUGCAAUCCAAAAACUUUACUAACUACAACCUCCAUGGCUUUAAAGAAGACCUGAAAGAGUUUCUGAGCAGACAAUACCAUGACCAGUAUAAAAAUAGUUACACCAGCGCUGCUUAUAAUGCUUUAGUGUUCCAGUACACACCCUGGGUGGACGUCACCGACUCUCAUAGGAUUCGUAAAAAGCUGAUUGACUUGAAUACCGACUAUUUCAUAGUUGCACCAACUCAUGCUGCCUUAACCUUACACAGUGAUCACGGGGCUCCUACCUAUAUGUUUGAGUUUGCUCAUCGCUCUAAAUACCAUCCAAAGCCUGAAUGGAUGGGGGUCGUCCACGAAGAUACAACAGCCUACAAGUUUGGUCUACCACUUCUCAGUUCUCCCAGAAGUAUGCUGAGCUUUGACGACGAUGAGGACAGAAAUGUAAGUGACCUGAUGACCACGAUUUACCUUAAUUUUGCCAAAUUUGGUCAACCUACUCCCACCUCUGUUUAUGGCACCCAAUGGGAGAUGUUUAAUUCAUCCAGCAAAGCGUACCUGAAAAUCAAGAAGAAUCCUUUCAUGACCAGCAAAUAUCAUCCAAUCAGAAUUGCCUUCUGGAAUUCAUAUUUCCCCACACUGCUUUCCAAGCAACCGUUACCACCAUCCAUUGAAGGAUCCAAAACAAGUGGCGUAGUUGCUUUCCGUGGUUCGCGUUUUGUGUUUAUAAUUUUUAUUGGAACACUUGGUAGGAUACUCGGAUGGAAAGGAUAAGACCCACCAUGCCCUACGUACAUCAUUAAUAAGAAAGACCACAAUAUAUGAAUCAAGAUUUUGGCUCUAAUGCAUGUAAAUAUGUAAAGCAUCGGAUUGUACAUAACGCGGGAGUUUUUGCUCUAGUGCAAACGUGAUUUGUUUACAAGAUCGUAAAAUAGGCCUUGGGUUGUACAGUGGGUUGAAAACAGACAAAGGAAAAAAAAACAAAGAAUAACAGUUUGUUAUGUUACGAACGACAAUCCAAAACGCACUCAUGGAUGACAGCGACAGCGACAGUGACAGCGACAGUGACAGCGACAGUGACAGCGACAGUGACA
Actinia tenebrosa (Australian red waratah sea anemone) is the source of this 2280-nucleotide messenger RNA. RefSeq names its product cholinesterase-like. The record is from RefSeq and is a predicted model, not a curated record. Lineage: Eukaryota; Metazoa; Cnidaria; Anthozoa; Actiniaria; Actiniidae.